GCGGAGAGUCCCAAUGCACAUUCUGGAGAAAUCUUCCCGUGUUUUGUCGCACAGUUUAGGUACCAAACAGCGCACAAUUGAACAACAAAGCGAACAAGAAGCUGCUGUUCGGGCUCUUUGUGAUAAGCUGGAUCGCGCUGUGAACUUGGGGCCGCUGCAAGUCAAUCGUUCUCCUACUUGAUAUUGAUAAGAGCCUAGCUGCCUGCUGAGUUUCGCUCGUUCCACGCUGGUAGGAGGUAGGAGCAAUCAGUUGAGUGGAGUACUCCGACAGCAAUUAGCCACUUGCCGUGUGUGUAUCCAACCUUCUGUUCCCGCUUGCGCAAGCCAGGACUCACUCAUCGCCCCUAACUCAGAAUGUACAGAGCGUCGAGCGUUUUUUUGGGGACUUUCCUCCUGCUGCAGCUGCUGCACUGCGGAAUGGGACUCGACAAUGGACUGGCACUCACGCCACCCAUGGGCUGGAUGUCCUGGGAGCGUUUCCGCUGCCUAACUGAUUGUGAACUGUACCCAAACGAGUGCAUAAGUGAGCAGCUGUUCCGACGGCACGCAGAUUUACUGGUGACAGAGGGCUAUGCGGAUGCUGGCUACGAGUACAUAAUCAUCGAUGAUUGCUGGCUGGAGAAGGACCGCGACAACAAGAGCCAGAAACUGGUUGCAGACAAGCAGCGAUUCCCCAACGGACUGAAUCCUCUUGCAGAUCAUAUACACAACAUUGGACUGAAGUUCGGCUUGUACCAGGACUAUGGCACGAACACCUGUGCCGGUUUUCCCGGUGUCAUAAAGCAUAUGCAGCUGGAUGCUCAGACGUUUGCCGACUGGGACGUGGACUACGUCAAGCUGGAUGGCUGCUAUGCCAACAUCAGCGACAUGGCCGUGGGCUAUCCUGAGUUCGGGCGUCUGCUCAACGCCACUGGCCGACCUAUGGUCUAUUCCUGCAGCUGGCCCGCCUACCAGGAGGAUGCUGGCGAAAUGCCCGACUAUACGUCACUGAAGCAGCACUGCAACCUUUGGCGCAACUGGGACGACAUCGACGAUUCGCUCGAGUCCGUGGCCCAGAUCAUGGACUACUUUGGCAAGAACCAGGAUAGAAUCCAACCCCAUGCCGGCCCGGGCCACUGGAACGAUCCCGACAUGCUGCUGCUGGGCAACUACGGACUGAGCUACGAUCAAAGUAAACUGCAAAUGGCCAUUUGGUCCAUUAUGGCAGCGCCGCUGAUCAUGUCCAACGAUUUGGCAGCAGUGCGUCCGGAAAUCAAGGAUAUUCUGCAGAAUCGUAAAGUGAUUGCUGUGGACCAAGACGUGCUGGGCAUCCAGGGCCGUCGUGUACUGUCGAAAAAUCAAAUCGAAGUAUGGAGCAGACCCAUCACGCCUGUGGUCAGCAAUAACCAGCACUCCUAUGCCGUGGCCUUUGCCAGCCGCCGCUCUGACGGUGCACCCUAUAGAAUCGUAUUCACCCUCAAGGAGCUGGGCCUGCACAAUGCAGCAGGUUACGAUGUAGAGGACUUGUACGAUGACACAUCGAAGUUGGGCAUCUUCCGCCCUGCCAACCAGUUUAUCACGCGCGUCAAUCCUAAUGGUGUAAAUUUCUACAAGUUUACAGCGCUUUAAACGCAUUUGCCCGUUGCUGUCUGCUGAUAUGCAAAUCAUCCAUUUGCUGAGCCAUAUCUGCCAUCCAAGCGUUUCGAAUAUGCUCCUAUAGCCAUGUCUUACAAAUACUUAUUAUAUUUGCGGUGGAAGAAGAGAAGCAAAUAAAGUUUGAUAAUAAAUAAUCACCCAUGUA
Messenger RNA from Drosophila guanche, 1780 nucleotides. RefSeq names its product alpha-N-acetylgalactosaminidase. NCBI's taxonomy places the organism in Eukaryota, Metazoa, Arthropoda, Insecta, Diptera, Drosophilidae. The record is from RefSeq and is a predicted model, not a curated record. Gene Ontology annotation, molecular function: alpha-galactosidase activity. The transcript is spliced from 8 exons. Gene Ontology annotation, biological process: glycosylceramide catabolic process; oligosaccharide metabolic process; glycoside catabolic process. Gene Ontology annotation, cellular component: cytoplasm. The coding region runs from base 355 to 1608 and encodes 417 amino acids.